AUGCCUGUCGUUCAUUUGCUCGAUUAUGCAGCAGGGAACAUUCGCUCUCUGGUCAAUGCGAUCGAGAAGCUUGGCUGGCAAGUCGAAUGGGUAAAGUCACCAGAAGAUGUAGCAAAUGCUGAGAUCUUGAUCCUUCCUGGUGUCGGCCACUUCGGUCACUGCUUAACACAAUUCAAGAAUGCAGGAUACGUCGCGCCUGUGCAAAAGCACAUUCGCUCUGGCAAACCUUUCAUGGGAAUCUGUGUGGGCAUCCAAGCAUUAUUCGAAGGAUCGGAAGAGAACCCGACAGUUUCAGGUCUUGGAAUCAUCAAUGCUCGUCUGCAACGCUUCGACUCUAGCGACAAGAGUGUACCACACAUUGGAUGGAAUUCUGCAAACACCAGCGGAAGUAAUCAAAGCAUAUACGGCCUUAGACCCGACAGCAAAUACUAUUAUGUACACUCGUAUGCGGUACCAUAUCGAGAAGGUGAACUUGAGAAGGACGGCUGGACUGUGGCGAAAGCCCGGUAUGGCAACGAGGAGUUCGUCGGAGCCAUCGCAAAAGGCAAUGUGUUCGCGACACAAUUCCAUCCGGAGAAGAGUGGCGCCGCAGGACAGCGCGUGUUGAAAGCUUUCCUCGAGGGUCGGAAAAGUGAGCCAUUGCCAACAGACCUCGAAACUGCAUCGACACGAGAAGGCCUCACACGUAGGAUCAUUGCAUGCCUGGACGUGCGCGCGAAUGACCAGGGCGAUCUCGUCGUCACGAAAGGCGAUCAGUACGACGUUCGCGAGAAGUCCGAUAACGCCGUCCGAAAUCUUGGAAAGCCUGUUCAAAAGGCACAGCAAUACUACGAACAGGGUGCAGACGAAGUCACUUUCCUCAAUAUCACCUCUUUCCGAGAAACGCCGCUCAAGGAUCUGCCCAUGCUGGAAGUUCUGCGCCAGACAUCCGCGACAGUCUUCGUUCCCUUGACGAUCGGUGGUGGGAUUCGCGAUACGCACGAUCCCGAGACUGGCAGAACGGUACCCGCGCUCGAAGUCGCGACGCUGUACUUCAAGUCCGGAGCCGACAAGGUCUCCAUCGGAUCAGAUGCCGUCACAGCUGCUGAGCAGUACUACGAGUCAAACAAGACGCUCACACGAAAGACCGCAAUCGAGACUAUCAGCGAGGCGUACGGAGCACAAGCCGUGGUUGUAUCAAUCGAUCCCAAACGCGUGUACGUCAAGUCGCCAGACUCCACACCGCAUAACACCAUCGAGACCGCCUGCCCGGGACCGGACGGCGAAAACUACUGCUGGUACGCCUGCACCAUCAAAGGAGGGCGCGAGACUCGGGAUCUCGAUGUCGUCCAGCUCGCCCAAGCUGUCGAAGCGAUGGGUGCAGGCGAGAUCUUACUGAACUGCAUUGACAAGGAUGGCACAAAUUCCGGCUUCGACCUGGAGCUGAUCCGCAGUGUCAAGGCUGCGAUCAAGAUCCCAGUCAUUGCGUCAAGUGGUGCCGGAAACUCCGGACACUUCGCGGAAGUGUUCAGCAAGACGAACGUUGAUGCUGCGUUGGGUGCGGGUAUGUUUCACCGUGGAGAGUGGACGGUCAAGCAGGUCAAGGAAGAUCUGCAGAAGACGGGACUUCUGGUCAGGAGAUUUGAAGAGGAUGUUUAG
Molecule: messenger RNA, 1638 nt
Organism: Zymoseptoria tritici IPO323
Lineage: Eukaryota; Fungi; Ascomycota; Dothideomycetes; Mycosphaerellales; Mycosphaerellaceae
Exons: 2
Coding region: 1-1638 (545 amino acids)
Biological process (GO): L-histidine biosynthetic process
Molecular function (GO): imidazoleglycerol-phosphate synthase activity; oxo-acid-lyase activity
Source: RefSeq, a predicted model, not a curated record